Messenger RNA from Episyrphus balteatus (marmalade hoverfly), 951 nucleotides. RefSeq lists its product as uncharacterized. The coding region runs from base 1 to 951 and encodes 316 amino acids. The transcript has a single exon. Lineage: Eukaryota; Metazoa; Arthropoda; Insecta; Diptera; Syrphidae. The record is from RefSeq and is a predicted model, not a curated record.
AUGAAAGAUUACGUAACAACACUGCCUCCACAAAACAGGAACUUGGAGAAUACUGAAAUCGAUGCUGCUAUUGACUCCCUGGAAAUAGCAAUCACGAGAGCACUGGACAGUCAAAAGCAACCGAAGACAUCAAAAGACCGUUAUCAACAUCUUCCUGAACACGUGCAAAACCUGUACGCACAUAGACAACGGUUAAAGAAGCGUCUCCAAAGGAUUCACCAGCGGGAACUGAACACAUCAAAUCCAAACUACCGAACGCUGUGGAGUGAACUUCAAUGCACCAAUAUCAUGCUGCGAAACUCCAUUCAGCACUUCAACAACACACAAUUCCAGAAGAGACUACAGUCAAUAAAGCUCGGACCUGAUGCCUUCAAGAACAUCAACCGAAUCGUCGGUCAGAAGUCACCAAUCCCGGAAUUCAUAAAUACUAACAAUGGAGAAGCAACGACAUCGCAGGAAAAAGCAGAAGCAUUUGCAGUCCACUUCGAAAGUAACUUCACACCGAAUUCUUCCGUAGUCCCGGUCUUCUUAGAGGAAGUCGAAGCAUUCAUCCAAAGGACCUUAUUGCCUAACAACGAUAAAGCAACCUUCAGCGACUCCAAUCCUGCAAGUGAACCAACUGAAAGCCCAAACCUGAAUACUCCAGAAGAGAUUGCCGAAAUAAUUAACCUAUCCAAACCGAAAAAAUCAGCUGGACCGGAUGGUAUCUCCAACUUCAUCAUAAAGAGGCUCCCGGAAACAGUGAUAAUCUUCUUAGCUAUCAUCCUCAACAACUGCAUAAACAACUGCUACUUCCCACAGAAAUGGAAAACUGCAAGAAUUGUGGCGAUUCCUAAGAAAGGUGCUAGGAACAUCAUCUCCAAUUACAGGCCAAUCUCUCUUCUCAACAAUCUUAGUAAGCUCUUGGAAGAGCUGACACUCAGGAAGCUUAAAGAAGUUCUGCAGCGAUAA